GCUGAUGUCAUAAAAGCCGCGCUCCGGGAAACGCCAGUCGCAGGCGUGCCGCUGAGGAGUGAGGAUGGCGUCUAGUGGCCAGCGUCCGGAGCACGGCGGACCCCCGGAGCUGUUUUAUGACAAGAAAGAAGCCCGGAAAUACGUUUGCAACUCCCGGAUGAUUGACAUCCAGACCCGGAUGGCUGGGCGAGCACUGGAGCUUCUCUAUCUGCCGCGGAAUAAGCCCUGUUACCUGCUGGAUAUUGGCUGUGGCACUGGACUGAGUGGAGGCUACCUCUCAGAUGAAGGGCACUAUUGGGUGGGCCUUGAUAUCAGCCCUGCCAUGCUGGAUGAGGCCGUGGACCGAGAGGUAGAGGGAGACCUGCUUCUGGGGGACAUGGGCCAGGGCAUCCCUUUCAAGCCAGGCACAUUCGAUGGUUGCAUCAGCAUUUCUGCUGUGCAGUGGCUCUGUAAUGCUAACAAGAAGUCUGAAAACCCUGCCAAGCGCCUGUACUGCUUUUUUGCUUCUCUUUUUUCUGUUCUUGUCCGGGGAUCCCGAGCUGUCCUGCAGCUGUACCCUGAGAACUCAGAGCAGUUGGAGCUGAUCACAACCCAGGCCAUAAGGGCAGGCUUCUCCGGUGGCAUGGUGGUAGACUACCCCAAUAGUGCCAAAGCAAAGAAGUUCUACCUCUGCUUGUUUUCUGGGCCUUCGACAUUUAUCCCACAGGGGCUGAGUGAAAAGCAGGGAAAAGAUGAGCCCAUGGAGUCCAUGUUCACCAAUGAGAGGGUCCCAUUCAGGUUGUUGAGGCGGGCAAUGGUGAGGAAGAGCCGGGCGUGGGUGCUGGAGAAGAAGGAGCGGCACAGGCGCCAGGGCAGGGAAGUCAGACCUGAUACCCGGUACACCGGCCGCAAGCGCAAGCCGCGCUUCUAAGUCAGCACGCGGUUCUGGACAGGCGCUUGCCUCCGUAGUUUUCUAUACUGAAGUGUUCCGCUGACAAAGUAGUAUUUUAGAAAAGUUCUAAAUGUUUCCUGCAGUAAAAAAAGUUCUCUGGGCUGGGCAUGGUGGCUCAUGCCUGUAAUCCCAGCACCUUGGGAGGCUGAGGCGGGAGGAUCAUUUGAGGCCAGGAGUUUUAGACCUGCCUGGGCAACAUAGUGAGACCUCGUUUCUAGGGGCAAAAAAAAAAUAUAUAUCUCUUUGUUUAAAAGCAAGAAGUAAAAAUUCCUUUUG
Molecule: messenger RNA, 1207 nt
Organism: Cebus imitator (Panamanian white-faced capuchin)
Lineage: Eukaryota; Metazoa; Chordata; Mammalia; Primates; Cebidae
Gene: BUD23
Product: BUD23 rRNA methyltransferase and ribosome maturation factor
Exons: 12
Coding region: 65-910 (281 amino acids)
Biological process (GO): rRNA (guanine-N7)-methylation
Cellular component (GO): nucleolus
Molecular function (GO): rRNA (guanine) methyltransferase activity
Source: RefSeq, a predicted model, not a curated record